AUGGGUCGGAGGAGAGCACCAGAGGGUGGGACACUUGGCCGGACUCUUAUCCGCCAGCAAGUUCAACGGAGCCGUAGCCACCGCCACACGGACUCCUGGCUGCACACAAGUGAACUCAACGAUGGCUAUGAUUGGGGUCGACUUAAUCUUCAGUCCGUGACUGAACAGAGUUCCCUGGAUGACUUCCUUGCCACUGCGGAACUUGCCGGAACAGAGUUUGUAGCUGAGAAGCUUAAUAUUAAAUUUGUGCCUCCUGAGGCCAGAACUGGACUACUAUCUUUUGAGGAGAACCAGAGAAUUAAGAAACUCCAUGAAGAAAACAAACAGUUCCUAUGUAUACCAAGGAGACCAAAGUGGGACCAAAAAACUAGUCCAGAAGAACUCAAACAGGCAGAGAAAGAUAACUUUCUAGAAUGGAGACGUCAGCUUGUCUGGUUGGAAGAGGAACAAAACCUGAUAUUGACACCAUUUGAAAGAAAUUUGGACUUUUGGCGCCAACUCUGGAGGGUGAUUGAGAGAAGUGAUAUUGUGGUCCAGAUAGUAGAUGCUCGAAAUCCACUCCUGUUUAGGUGUGAGGAUUUGGAGUGUUAUGUGAAAACCAUUGAUGACAACAAGGAGAAUGUUAUUCUGGUGAAUAAGGCAGACUUGUUGACUAUCGAGCAGCGGAGUGCCUGGGCUGAAUUCUUCGAAAAAGAAAACGUGAAGGUCAUUUUCUGGUCAGCUUUGGCUGAAGCCAUUCAGCUGAUGGCUAACUCUGAGGAAGAAGUAAACGGAGACACUGGAGAAGCUAUCACAGCCGAGUUUGAAAACUCCAGUUGCGACGAAGCUGAAAUUCUACACGAAGAGACUGAACAUCUUUCACUUGGUGCAGUUGCCAGUAGUGAAGAAGAAGAGAGUGAGUAUGAGGACUGUCAGGAGGAGGAAGAGGACUGGCAGACGUGUUUGGAAGAUGGCAGUAGCCCUGAUGAGGAAGCCUAUGGCCAGGACUGCAAGGAGGCCCAUACUCUGGAUUCUGAGGCUCAGGAAAGGAAAACCCCGCAGAAGAGGCAAAUACACAAUUUUAGUCACUUGGUAUCAAAGCAGGAGUUACUUGAGGUCUUUAAGCAGCUGCACUCUGGAAAGAAGGUGAAGGAUGGACAACUUACUGUUGGACUGGUGGGCUAUCCAAAUGUUGGUAAGAGUUCAACAAUCAACACCAUCCUAGGCAACAAGAAGGUAUCUGUGUCUGCUACACCUGGUCACACCAAGCAUUUUCAGACACUCUAUGUAGAACCUGGCCUCUGCCUGUGUGACUGCCCAGGCCUGGUGAUGCCAUCCUUUGUCUCUACCAAAGCUGAGAUGAUUUGCAGUGGAAUCCUCCCAAUUGACCAGAUGAGAGAUCAUGUCCCACCUGUAUCACUAAUAUCCUUGAAUAUUCCAAGACAUGUUUUAGAAGCUACUUAUGGCAUUGACAUCAUAAAGCCUAGAGAAGAUGAAGAUCCCCAGCGACCUCCAACAUCAGAAGAACUGCUAACGGCUUAUGGAUGUAUGCGAGGAUUCAUGACAGCACAUGGACAGCCAGACCAGCCUCGAUCUGCGCGCUACAUCCUGAAGGAUUAUGUCAAUGGCAAACUCCUGUACUGUCAUCCUCCUCCUGGCAGAGAUCCUGUGACCUUUCAGUACCAACACCAGCAGCUCCUGGAGAAAAAAGUGAAUGGUGGGGAAAUAAAAAUGCAGGUGGUUAGAAAUAAAAAGGCACAUCAGAUUGAAAAUAUAGUGGAUAAAACUUUUUUCCAUCAGGAAAAUGUGAGAGCUCUGACCAAAGGAGUUCAGGCUGUGAUGGGCUACAAGCCUGGGAGUGGCUUGGUGACAGCAGCUGCUGUGAGCUCUGAGAGGGGGGCUGGAAAGCCCUGGAAAAAACAUGGCAACAGAAAUAAAAAAGAGAAAAGCCGCAGACUCUAUAAGCACCUGGAUCCAUGA
This is a messenger RNA of Rangifer tarandus platyrhynchus (Svalbard reindeer), 1959 nucleotides long. The record is from the annotation of a GenBank genome assembly. NCBI's taxonomy places the organism in Eukaryota, Metazoa, Chordata, Mammalia, Artiodactyla, Cervidae.